Molecule: messenger RNA, 300 nt
Organism: Prorocentrum cordatum
Lineage: Eukaryota; Dinophyceae; Prorocentrales; Prorocentraceae
Source: the annotation of a GenBank genome assembly
AUGCUCAGUCCGUCCGUGGUGUUGCUACCGAUUGUCUACUGGCCUCAGCUCGCGUUAGUACUAAUGCCGCGGAACGUCAAACAGCUGGAAGUGCUGUGGCAGCCGCUGCUGAACCUCAGCCUGGCGAGCUUUUACCUGGAGGUGGAGCUCUGCGUCCUCGUGGGCAUGAUGGGGAGCUGGACCGUGCUGGCGAUCGUUGCGGUGAUCAGGUUCUGGUCCCUGCCCGUCCUCGGUCUGAUGUUCGUGCUGGAGUUGAUGCUGUCGCUGGUGUGGAGGCUGCCGUACAGGACUCAGGUGUGA